Molecule: messenger RNA, 1088 nt
Organism: Gaeumannomyces tritici R3-111a-1
Lineage: Eukaryota; Fungi; Ascomycota; Sordariomycetes; Magnaporthales; Magnaporthaceae
Exons: 4
Coding region: 84-1088 (334 amino acids)
Source: RefSeq, a predicted model, not a curated record
CUCGUGGUGAUAUACACGUCGACCGGAAUUGGUCGGCCGCAACCGCAAGCUUUGGUUGAAAAAAAAGCGUAUCCUCUUUAAGAAUGGCUUGCGCCCCGGCCUGCAGACUCGGAACUUGCCGCAGAGUCCUCUGGAAUUUCACUGUGCGGAUUGGACACCAGCUGCCCGAGAUACCAGCCAGUAAAGGCCACCCAGGAGAUGUGGCUGACUUCGACGAGUACCGCCACCACUUGCCAAACCAAUUAUCCGCGAUGCCCGAGUUUGACACCGAUACUACCGCCAGCGCCCUCGAUGCCGACCAUUUCUCGCAUUUCCAGCUCGCCAUCGGCAGUAUCCUCGUGACAGCCGUGGCGCAAAAUGCAUACGCUCAAAUAUUCGACGGGCUGCCGACGAUCCAAACGUGGGAAGCAUUCCUGCCGCCCAUAAGGUCACACCCCAUAUACGAACUCAACCACAGCGUAAUUUGCGAAGCCGCCCUGGGGAAGAUUAGGGAGUUCGGGCACGCGUUCGACGCCGGCCGCCAGCUGCAGUUCCGGCGCCAGCUCCUGCGCGCGUUCAACGCCGCCAAGGUCGGAAGCCCCGAGUUCGACUUGCGCCUCAUCGAAAUGACGGCCGUCGCCUGCCAUUCCAUUGCCGUCCGUUUGUUCCAGAUGGACGACGGCCUCCACAAGCGCAAGCGAUUUUACUCGGUCCCCCUGCUAAAGACCCCGUUUAGCCACCGCAGCUAUAUAGCUAUCGAGCAGUACCCCGACGGCGAAGCGGACAUUGUUGGAUAUUGGGCAGAAUGCAUGAUUUUCGGCGGCGUCGUGGUUUUUGAUCGGGGCAAGUCCGACAGCGAAUGCAACGCUGUUUAUUUCCACGACGGCCGUCGCGGGGGACCAUUCACACUAUACCCGCCGACCGACGACCAAUUACGCGCCCUUUUGGCCUUCCUCAAAUCGCCCCUGGGGCAGGACCCACUGCCCAUUCUGGCCUCGGAUCUCAAUCGGUACAGGUGGGACCCGUUCUAUGCCAUGAGGGACCACCACAUCUUCCGCGACCGCUACGAGAGGUAUAAUACUGAAGGCCACAGGAGCACAUGGAGGUAG